AUGGAAGAGACUGUAACAAGGAGGCUUCCCUUUGAUAUUUAUGGAUUGAAGGCAAAGGAGCUUACACUACCACUGCGGAAGUGGGCUUUGGCUGUUCCGUUCGAUCCCCACUUGAACUUCGGCGCUUCGACGGGCCCAAUAGCCCCAACCAAAAUUGCUGCAUGUACGAUCCAAUCGCAGCAUCACACUUUGAAAACUAACGUCUCAUCGCAUCCAACGUCCAAAUAUUUGCCCAGUACAUACCAACCGAGGAAAGCUCACCUUCAGCUAUUUGAAGGUUUCAGUAUGGAUAGUACUCAACUUUUACCUAUCAUCUUGGCUGUGGUAGCACUUGCAAUGGCUUCAUAUUUCUUAGCACCAAAAUCCGAACCCACUCUCUCACCAGAAGAUUAUAGACCAUUCACUUUAAAAUCUAAAACAAAAAUCUCUCCAAACACAGCUAUCUAUCGAUUCUCAUUACCAUCUGAAAAACAUAUUUUGGGACUUCCUAUCGGUCAACAUAUUUCAAUUCGUGCUGAAAUCAAUGGUAAAAACGUUCAAAGAAGUUAUACCCCUGUAUCAAGUGAUGAUGAUCGAGGUUAUUUUGAUUUAUUGAUCAAGACAUACGAUCAAGGAAAUAUAUCAAAAUAUGUAGCCAACUUACAAGUCGGUGAUUCGAUUCAAGUGAGAGGACCAAAAGGACAAAUGAAAUACCAUGCAGAGCUUUGCAAUAAGAUCGGAAUGAUUGCAGGUGGAACAGGUAUCACACCUAUGCUACAAAUCAUCCGAGCUUGUGCCAAAGAUCCUAAGGACAACACUCAAAUCUCAUUGAUCUAUGCCAACGUCAACGAAGAAGAUAUCCUUUUAAAACAAGAGCUAGACGAAAUCCACUCAAAACACCCUAAGAAAUUCUCGGCAAAAUGGAAUGGUGGGGUUGGAUUUGUUAGUAAAGAGAUGAUUGCCGAAAAAUUACCAUCAGCUACAGAAGAUUCUAUUAAGAUCUUAUUAUGUGGUCCUCCUCCAAUGACAACAGCGAUGAAAAAGUAUUUAGAAGAAUUAGAUUAUGAAAAAUGUAAAGUAGUGAGCAAAUUGAAUGAUCAAGUUUUCUGCUUUUGA
This is a messenger RNA of Melampsora larici-populina 98AG31, 1095 nucleotides long. RefSeq lists its product as uncharacterized. NCBI's taxonomy places the organism in Eukaryota, Fungi, Basidiomycota, Pucciniomycetes, Pucciniales, Melampsoraceae. Bases 1 to 1095 code for a protein of 364 amino acids. The transcript is spliced from 7 exons. Gene Ontology annotation, molecular function: oxidoreductase activity. The record is from RefSeq and is a predicted model, not a curated record.